Messenger RNA from Diaporthe citri, 1635 nucleotides. RefSeq lists its product as uncharacterized. The transcript has 4 exons. Gene Ontology annotation, molecular function: protein dimerization activity. The record is from RefSeq and is a predicted model, not a curated record. Lineage: Eukaryota; Fungi; Ascomycota; Sordariomycetes; Diaporthales; Diaporthaceae. The coding region runs from base 1 to 1635 and encodes 544 amino acids.
AUGGACCCCAACCUCCUCAGACACAUCGAGUACUUCCUCGAGCCAAACGGCCAAACAGACGAUUUGGAAAGCCAACAGCAGCGUCGCUUCAACCAGAACGCCACCGCCAACUCGGCGCAAAAUUUCUGGGACAUCGCCGGCCUGCCGUCCGACUCGGGCCUCGGCUCGCCGUCGAGUGCUCCUGGCAACUUGAACUUCGACGCCUUCGGGCAGGCCUCGAACCAGCCUAACAGAACACAGCAGCGUCAACAGAUGCUUGGUCAGGGCUCCAGAGUAAUUCUGCCGCCCCGAGCACCAAAGCCGAAGUCCGGCCAUGAACGCAAAAGAACGAAACUGAGCACCGAGUCGACCCCCUUCGACAAUGUCGACUACUGGAUACAGUUCGACAAUGAGGAGGGCGCCGGGGAGCCUGGCGGGUCGGAUCUGAGCCACCAGAAAGGAAAGGAGGCGCAACAGCAGCAGCAACAGCAGCAGCAGCGACCCAAGAUGCAACACGCGCAGACCGAGCCGUCGUCCAUACCAACUCUCCGAACCGUCGAGCAGCAGCAACAACAGCAGCAGCAACAGCAACAACAGUCGCGGCACCGUCAACAAUCGAGCAUGGGAUCUGGGCAGCCAGGGCCCAGCAACCCUCGGCGGAGACAGCUGCGGCCAGAGGACAUGUUCGAUGACAGCGCCCUGGACUAUGCAUUAUCAGAGGAGGGCGACAUGACGACCGAGGACUUCUCGACGAUGAACCUGGCCGACCAGAUGUCUAAUAUUGAUACGAUGCCCCCUUCCGAAGUGCCACCCCGUGAGGGGUUGUAUUCGACGCCGCUAAGCUGGGAGAAGCCACAGCCGGGCCUGCGACUAGACUCUUUGAUAAGCACGCAAAAUCCGCAGCAGCUCAACGAGGACGAGCAGAGGCGACUGAUAGCCAUAGCCAUGAAUACGGGCCCGGUCAUGGGUGGGCUAGGUUCUGGCCAAUUUGGGAUGGGAGGAGGAAACAGGGGCUACGUCUCGGGCAGCGGGCUACACGCGACACUGGGCUCGGGCCUUAGCCUCGGCGGCAUGGGCGGCAUGGGCGGAAUAGGAGCGUUAGGCAAUGGGAUGGGGAGCCUAGGGUUCGGGCAGAUCACCGACGAUGCGCCGCUGCUGCGGCCCGAGACGCCCGCUGUCGCGAAACCCCCGCAAAAACAAUUUUCGCGGGAGAACACGGAGAAGAGCGGCGGCGGCGAUGAGAAAGGCAAGGGGAAGGAGAAGGAAGGUUCCGUGGACCCCAAGGGCAAAGGCAAGGCCGGCGACCGGACCGCGCACAAUGACAUCGAGCGCAAGUACCGGACGAACCUGAAGGACAGGAUCUCGGAGCUUCGUGACGCAGUGCCCGCACUGCGGACGAUCCAGGAGGGCGUUGUCGACGAGGGCGACGAGGCCAACGGGCCUGCGAGGCCGAAAGUGAGCAAGGGCACGGUCCUUACCAAAGCGACAGAGUACAUCAGCUACCUGGAGAAGAAGAACAGGGCCAUCAUGGCGCAGCACCAGCAGCUGUCACGCCGGCUCGCAGCCUUCGAGCAGCUCCUCAGCCAGACAGCGCGUCCGUCCUUCCAAAUGCCCAACUACAGCAGGACGCUUUUCGACCCGCGGGCUUUCUGUUAG